This is a messenger RNA of Nelumbo nucifera (sacred lotus), 1855 nucleotides long. RefSeq names its product nudix hydrolase 8-like. The record is from RefSeq and is a predicted model, not a curated record. NCBI's taxonomy places the organism in Eukaryota, Viridiplantae, Streptophyta, Magnoliopsida, Proteales, Nelumbonaceae. Gene Ontology annotation, molecular function: NAD binding; ADP-ribose diphosphatase activity; NADH pyrophosphatase activity.
CCCGGUCCCUCCUUCCAGCAGCAUCGGCCACACUGUACUGGUCUCUAUCUCAAAAAUUUUAAAUUAUUUAUUAAUUUUAUUUUCGUUUCCCCUCGUUUUGUUCAUUCUGUAUCUACAUGUGAAGGCAGAUUAGUUUUUUAAUUGGCUCGGCCAUGGAUUUCUUUCUCACAGAAAGCACAUUUAGCACCACAAAUUAUAACCAAACAGACAAGCGCCCACUUCAUAUAUGAGCUUAAAUCAGCCAUUUAUGGUGGUUGUCUUUACGUGGGUCUGUAAGUAUAAUAUCUCAUACUGUGGACUCUAGUUCAUCCUGAGAGACGAUCAAUCAUUCAAUCCCAUAGUCAUGCUUUUGUGUUUAGGCAGUCCAGAUUUUUCUUAGGAGGGUGUAAAGGGACAGGUGUCCCCCCCUUUUUCUCCUCACUUUGUUUUGUGAUAUUCGUAGAAUCUGAAUCCGCAUGCAUCGGACUCUGAAAUUUUUACUUUUUAGUGUUGGUGGAUAAGGCUUUAAGUGUUAGAUAUGGAGCAGAAGUUGUUUGAUUCAAGGUCUGUUUCUGCGUCUGAAAUGGUGUGUUUGGGGAGGACUUGCCCGAAUCCAAUUUCAAAGUACCAGGAUGGUGUCAAAAUCUUGCGGCAGUUCCUUUCGUACAGAGGAGUUUUGCUGAAGGCUUCUUAUUUAACUUCAAGAACUUCACAAAAAACUAUGAAUUCAGUCAACCAAGAUGAAUUUGCCGUGGUAAAUGGUUCAUCUCAGAUUAUCAAAGCAAAUGGUGCAAGCUCAAGUCCAUUCACUAGAGAAAGAAUUGUAAUGGAUGCCUUUGAGGAUGAAUAUGAGGGGGUUGUCAUUAAACCAGAAAAAUUACCACCUAAUCCGAAUACCUUUGCUUCUAUUCUACGGUCAUCUCUUUCUCAUUGGAAAAGGAAGGGAAAGAAGGGCGUUUGGCUCAAGUUACCUAUAGAGCUGUCUGAGCUUGUUCCUGUUGCUGUGAAGGAAGGAUUCAGAUAUCACCAUGCAGAGCCAGGAUAUGUAAUGUUGACAUACUGGAUUCCUGAAGGACCUUGCAUGCUCCCUGCUAAUGCUUCACAUCAAGUUGGGGUCGGGGGGUUUGUAAUCAAUGAGAAAAAUGAGGUUCUUGUUGUGCAAGAGAAGCACUGUACUCCAGCAUUUGCUGGACUUUGGAAACUACCAACUGGUUUCAUUCUUGAGUCAGAGGAGAUCUUUACCGGUGCUGUAAGAGAAGUCAAAGAGGAAACCGGUAUUGAUACAGAAUUUGUGGAGGUGAUUGCUUUUAGACAUGUUCAUCAUGUGGCUUUUGGAAAGUCAGAUUUAUUCUUCAUAUGCAUGCUGAGACCUCUAUCAACUCAGAUCAUAGUAGAUGAUAUGGAGAUUCAAGCUGCCAAGUGGAUGCCUCUUGUUGAAUUUGUGGAGCAGCCACUCAUCCAAGGAGACAACAUGUUCAAGAAAAUCAUUGACAUCUGUAUUGCACGACUUGGGAAGAGUUACUGUGGAUUAUCUGUUCAUCAAGUUGUAUCAAUGUUUGAUGGAAGGUCAUCAUCCCUGUACUAUAAUGUUGUUGAUACAAAAGAUUCCAACUGUCUAGGCAAUUGAAGACACUCAACUCCACUCCAAGGCCCAUGUAAUUCAUCUUUCCUGUGGUUUCUGCAAUGUGCCUCUUUAGUUUUAUUUUCUUUUCUUAAUUCAUAAUCUAGGAUUGAACUUAGGACCUUGAUGUUGGAACAUUGGGUCCUCACUACAAGUAUAUAGCACAUGACACCAUGAGUGAAUACCAUUUGUUGUAACAUAUUUCUGAGAAUACUUUUCAAUGUAUAUAGUAUAUAAUAUACAUAUUUUAUUGUA